Molecule: messenger RNA, 1447 nt
Organism: Ilex paraguariensis (yerba mate)
Lineage: Eukaryota; Viridiplantae; Streptophyta; Magnoliopsida; Aquifoliales; Aquifoliaceae
Source: the annotation of a GenBank genome assembly
AAAGUGGAUGCAGUAUCCCUGGUGAACAUGUCAAAUGUACAUUAGAUAGCUUACUGUCUACUUUGGAUGUUGGGUUUUGAAGAACCUGACACCCUGGGAUCCUGCCAAAUUUGUAAUUUGUGCGGGGGAUACCUAAAUAAUGCUUAACUGACGUCGUUGUGUUUGUGUCAUGGAUGUGCAAUAUAAUGCAGUUGCGUGUAAAUGAAGGGAAGUUUGACAGAUGCUAUCUUCUAUGGUUGGUUGGUAUAUUCCUAUAUUGGAACCAACCAAUCUUUGUGUGUGAACUGUAGUAUUUUUGGAAAUUAGCUUCGUGCUAAAUGAUGUUUUUUACUUUGAGCAGGUUUUGAGUUCAGAUCUGAUUGACUGGAUGAAUUUUGUUGUACUUUUGAAUGCAUGGAACUUGAAUUCCCAUGAGCUUGGCUUCUCAGGUAGAGAUGCAGCUAAACCUGGUACUUGGCACCUUGUGAAUUCUUUGCUAGAGAAGUAUAUCCUGGAGAAGAUCAGAUCAAUGCAACCCCUAGUUUCUUCUCCCGGAAGUGAUCUUCCUGUUUUGGUGCAAUUAGUUACAGAACCCUUGGCUUGGCAUGGUCUUGUAAUCCAAUCGUGUGUCCGGUCAACUGUACCUUCUGGGAAAAAGAAGAAGAAAGGUGGAUCUGCAGACUGUCAACCGUCUAAUGAAAUUCAAGACUCAAUCCGGUCUCUAUGCGGUAUACUAGAGGAUGUUACAAAAUGGCUAAGUGAGCAAAUCAAUAAGCCAGUUGAGGAGAAUUUGGAAAUCAUACUUUCCUCACUCCAAGGUGAAAAACAGGGUGAAGGGCCCGGGAAGGUCUUCCAAGUUCUGGAAACUAAAAUCUCAUCGAUGAAUGGUUUAGACGUGGGUGAUCGGAUUGCCCAAGCAUUACAAUGUUGGAAUUCUGCUGAUGUUGCUAGGAAAGUCAUAACUGGGCAAGGUAUGGUACUGACUGAGUUUCUCAGAAUUUGCAAAUCAAAAAUAAAAUUGAUGCAGGCACUGAAACCACAUGUAUAGGACAAGUUUGAAAGGCUGCUAGUUGGAAAACAGUUUUGUAUCUGUGAUUUGAUACGAGGAUGCCUCAAAUGUGAUGAUCUUUAGCUGAGAGUGAAACUUUUGUACCACUUUUAGCUACCUUGUCUGCUAAGGGAGUUGAAAAAGACCGCUCACGCUGGAAUCCUAAGCUACGCGUGUUUGGUUUUUGAAGUUCUUUAGCAGAAGUUCAGGGUCAGAUAGGUACAGGCGCCUUUGUAAUUUGUGUGCUGCGAUUUUGUGAUUUUUAAUUUUUUUUUCCCCUUAGAAUUAGCCUGUUCGACAGUGUACAAUAAAUAAACACAAAAUUCUUCAUGGAGUAUGACUAUAGGCUUGUAACAUUGAUUUUUGUAUACAUAAAUUUUGGCAAUGUAUGAUCAAUUUCAUCAUUUUGAGGUUGGUGCU